Messenger RNA from Suillus fuscotomentosus, 2475 nucleotides. RefSeq lists its product as uncharacterized. The transcript has 12 exons. Bases 1 to 2475 code for a protein of 824 amino acids. NCBI's taxonomy places the organism in Eukaryota, Fungi, Basidiomycota, Agaricomycetes, Boletales, Suillaceae. The record is from RefSeq and is a predicted model, not a curated record.
AUGACGAUGUUGAAUAUCAACAUGACCCAGCAUCCCUUUUGUUCACGCGCUGACUUCGAGUUUGCUGAAAUUGCACUGGACGCUGCACUCAACAAAUCUCAUAUCAACGGGCUCCUUGCUCUCAUUGGUCGCAUCUCGAGAGGGGAGACCCAGAUGACACUCAAGACUGAUACAGAUCUCCGCAAGGCUUGGGAGCAUGCGACUGAUCAGGUGGCGCCGUUUACAAAACACAACAUCACUACCCAUGUGUUACCUCUUUGGGAGUGGGCGCUCGAUUUACUAGGCAACCUGGUGCUUGCUCCGCAUUUUGUUUGGGAUGCACAACGCCUAUACAAACAUAACGGAACAGAGUUCGAGCGUUUCUACAAUGAGCCCUGGAUGGGUGAUCGAUGGUGGGAUGUCCAAUCUCGCCUUCCACCUGGCCUUAAAGCGGCCCCAUUUUGUUUCAUCUUGUAUGCAGACAAGACAAGACUGUCAUCGCAUGGUACGGUCAAGGCAUAUCCUGUCGUGGUACGAUGCGCAAACUUGCCGGUAGGCAUACAACAUGGUGAGGGCAUUGGCGGCGGUCGCAUUGUUGGGUGGUUGCCUAUUGUCUCCGAAGAAGCAGAUGAAGAAGGCAAAAUGGGGUUUGUGAGCUUCAAGCGCGUCGUAUGGCACGAAUCAUUCUUGAAGCUCUUGGAACUUGUUGUGCAAUACUCGAAGACCGGUUAUGCGCAUCAAUGCUUCGACAUGAUUAUACGCUGGCUGUUUCCUAUUCUGCUGAUACUUUCGGCUGAUUAUGAAGAGCAAUGUAUGAUGUCGCUCAUCCGUGGUCAAAAUUGCAAAUGUCCUUGUCCUGUAUGCGUUGUGCUGCUUGAGAAACUUCACGAUCUAUCCAAGACAUUUGCGCUUAGAUCAAUGCAAGACACAAUAGAUGCACUCAAUACUUACAAGAUCAGCAAAGGUCGGGGCGAAGCACUUCUCAAGGUGUUAGGCUUAUGUGCCGUUGCGGUAAGCUACAGUCUUAGUUAUUCUCUUGUCUCCCCUCUUCAUAAUUAUAAUGUAUUCUGGCGCAUUGCCUACUCUGACCCUCAUGAAGCCAUCAGCUUUGACUGCCUACAUUCCCUUCAUAUUGGCAUGUGGAAACACCUACUUGAGGAGUUGAAGAAGAUCCUCAAGGUUGCUAAAUUCCCUCGAUGGCGCAAUUUCAACCAUUUCAGUACUGUCAUCCACAUCACAUUCAGUGACGGCAACAAGAUGCAAGACCUGUCUAAACAAACCCUUUAUUCGGCAUUGAACAUAUUGACCCACAGAGCUAGCCCAGAAGGAUAUCAACUCCUCUGUGUUAUCAGUAGCUAUCUGCAAUUGGAUAGCUACAUUGGUCUCGAUGUGCAAACAACAAGCACGCUAGCGGCGCUCGAUGCCGAACUACUUGUUUUCAAUACCACACUUAAGGACUAUGUUGAAUGUGUGUCGACGUCCCCUAUUGAAGAUCUCAAACUCGAUUGGGACUUUCCAAAGACUCAUCUUUGGAAGCAUGUGACCCGGGACAUCCGAAUGAAGGGUGCGACACGUAACUACAGUACUCGUCCGAACGAGAAGCUUCACGGUCCUCUGAAAGAGGCCUAUGAGCGCCAAUCGAAUGGAAAGGAAGUCGCUGACCAGGUUUGUUUUGAUGUUAUGAUACCUGAUAUCUGUUGCUCACGUAGGGACAAUUGUUUUCAUUAUAAUAAUAGAUACUGCACAUCGAUCAACGCAAAUAUGCCAGUCAAAUUGUUGAGAAUGCGCGUGGACACGCUCGAUGAACAACGUAGCUUGCCAGACGAUGAAGCCGAAGCCGACGAAACCAAAGCAAGAUCAGCUACCUUCGAGGGACACGUCAAACUGGGUUCGCCACAACAGCCUGUAUCAAUCCAGGACAUUGAGAAUAGCCAUGGCCAAAGGGAUCAUGCAUUUCAAGGCUUUCGUCGCAAGUUUUCCGAUUUCAUUAACACUUCAUUGCCUGGGUACGGACAUCAUCUGGAAAGAUGGCUUUCCAUACCUGCCAAUUUCCAGAUUCAAGAACAUCGGUAUCUUAAGGUGAACUACAAGUCUAGUGUUGACUGGAGACAAACGACCAACUACCUUCAAUGCAAUCCUCACUUUCACGGACACCCAUGCUAUGACUGCGCACUUAUGCAACUUACACAGGACACAUCCGUUUUUGUUCAACUCAUUUUUAUGUUCAAAUGUCAGCUACCGGAUGUUGGCUCCUUUGAGUUGGCACUAGUUCAGCCAUUUACUGCUGGUGUCAUUGGGGCUCCUCGCAGGAUUGAUCGUGAUUUCCGGCUCACUUGCAUCAAAGCUGUCUCAAGAGCAAGUUCUAUAUUUGUUCUGCUUUGUUCUUUCAUCCACGGUGCUCUUUUAUACCCUGAUCCUGCACAUCAAGACAAGUUCAUUGUUGUCGAUCACAUUGAUAGUGAUAUGUUUAUACGCAUGAAGACAUGGGCACGAUGA